Molecule: messenger RNA, 1102 nt
Organism: Vanessa tameamea
Lineage: Eukaryota; Metazoa; Arthropoda; Insecta; Lepidoptera; Nymphalidae
Exons: 6
Coding region: 308-1081 (257 amino acids)
Source: RefSeq, a predicted model, not a curated record
AUUAAUUUCUUGUUAACGACUUCUCUGUAAGCAAUUUUCACAAUGAAAGAGAAAAUGUUUCGUCCAGCUGAGAAUAGAUGGGUAUUUAAUGACGUUCGGUGGUGGUGUGUCCAGUGUGCGUACGCGCAGGAGUUUCUCUCUAGAAAGUCCCGCCAGCCAGUUGCGCUCAUUCAGCGCAUAUCUUGCAUACAAAUAAUAACAAACCAACCUUAAUCUAUCUGUAUUGACGUAACUUACCAACGUGUAGUCAUUUGAAUGGUAUCCCUUGAGUCGGCAACAAUAGGUAACAACACUGAACACAAGUUAAAUGAAAAUGAGAGUUACAAUUUUGUUUUUAAUUAUUUGUUAUGUGACUUCUGUGAUAAGUGGAGAGUCAUCAAAACAGAGAAUUUUAUACUUAGAUACUAUAAAAGAAGACAAUGCUAUGGAUGUCACUGAUUUCUCUGUUUAUUACGAUAUAGAGACAAACAAGACUAUAAAACGCAUGAUGCCCAGACCAUGGUACAAACCAGGCUGGUUAUUAAGACUACCUUUCCGAGGAGGCCCCUGCGAAUGCGAUGGCUUGCAAUGUAAAUGUUGCACUGGUGUUAGAAUACAAGCUUUCAACUUUGAUAGACGGACUUGCGCAAUAUUAACUUAUGAACCGGUGGAUUCAACACUUGAUUUGGAAGUAAUGAUGAACAAUGCGAGUGUUUUCAGGGAUUCCUUUUCAACGCGUAAUCCACCGCCCUUCUGCAUACCGAUACCGGUACCAUAUUUACCACCUGGAUUGGUCGACAUGUGUGUCAGACUGUUUGAUAUUUCUAUUGUAGAACAAAGGUUGCAUGUUUGCAUGGACAUGGACACAAGGAUUGAUAAGGCACCCGUUGUAAUUCUACAUUUUGAUUGUAUGGACAUGGGAGCCAGUGGCGUAGGGCUAUCAAAACCAAGCGGUGGUGGUACUCAGCCUAAUAUAUCCGAAGAUUCCUCUAGUGUGACCACACAAGAACCUACACAAAUAGAUAGUGAUGUAUAUGAUGUUGUUACUGAAAGUGUAGAGACAACAGAAAAAUCUACUUUUAAAAGCAUUAAAUAUAUUUGAAUCCCAUAAAAGUAAUUUAAA